Molecule: messenger RNA, 604 nt
Organism: Myotis brandtii (Brandt's bat)
Lineage: Eukaryota; Metazoa; Chordata; Mammalia; Chiroptera; Vespertilionidae
Product: cullin-7-like
Exons: 2
Cellular component (GO): Golgi apparatus
Source: RefSeq, a predicted model, not a curated record
GGUCGGCCUGGUCGUGGGCCGCCUCCCGAGUGCCUAGUGCUCGUUUCAGGUGUGCUCAAGAUUCGAGAUGACAGAGAGGAGCCCAGGCCACGGAGGGGCAACGUGUGGCUCAUCCCCCCGCAGACGUACCUGAAAGCUGAGGAUGAAGAGGGCCGGAACCUGGAGAAGAGACGGAACCUUCUGAACUGCCUCAUCGUCCGAAUCCUCAAGGCCCACGGGGACGAGGGGCUGCACAUCGGCCAGCUUGUCUAUCUGGUGCUGGAAGCGUGGCAGAAGGGCCCCUGUCCUCCCAGGGCUUUGGUCAGCGGCCUGGGUAGGGGGUCUGCCUGCAGCAGCACUGAUGUCCUCUCCUGCAUCCUGCACCUCCUGGGCAAGGGCACGGUGAGACGCCGUGAUGACCGGCCCCAGAUGCUGUCCUACGCAGUCCCCGUGACGGUGAUGGAGCCUCACACCGAGUCCCUGAACCCGGGCUCCUCAGGCCCCAACCCACCCCUCACCUUCCACACCCUGCAGAUUCGAUCUCGAGGUGUGCCCUAUGCCUCCUGCACCGUCACCCAGAGCUUCUCCACCUUCCGGUAGCCCUGCAGAUGGGACCAGGGCUAGG